Messenger RNA from Ochlerotatus camptorhynchus, 1317 nucleotides. RefSeq lists its product as uncharacterized. The transcript has 2 exons. The record is from RefSeq and is a predicted model, not a curated record. Bases 1 to 1317 code for a protein of 438 amino acids. Gene Ontology annotation, molecular function: nucleic acid binding. NCBI's taxonomy places the organism in Eukaryota, Metazoa, Arthropoda, Insecta, Diptera, Culicidae.
AUGGAGUACAACAAUGCCUUCAAAGCUCUCAUUCGAGUUGCACAAGGAACAACUUUCCAUCAGGAACUACAAUAUUUGCAGAACCACGACCAAAAGUUUUUGGCUCUGCAAAAAGCUGGCUUCAAGUCUCCGCUCAAAGACAUUGACGUGUUGAUCGACGACGCAGGGCUCCUCCGUUUGAACGGUCGCCUAGCUCAGUCACCUGGCACCUUCGACAAUCGCUUUCCGAUCCUGUUACCUGCCGAUCAUCAUCUCUCACGGUUAAUUGCUAGAUCAAUUCAUCAUCAAACUCUGCACGCCGGACCAACACAACUGCUCGCGACCAUCAAGCAGUGUUUCUGGCCGAUUCGUGGUAGAGACCUCGCUCGAAGGACAGUGCAUCGUUGUGUGACGUGUUUCCGUUGUCGUUCGAACGUUGCGGGAAGGGGCGCUUCGGCCGUUGUGCUGGACAUCGUCGCCGGGAUGCCAGCUGCUGCGUGCGUCAAUUCGUUGAGGCGCUUUGUGAGUCACGUCGGUCGCGUUCGCGUUAUACACUGCGACAAUAGCACCUCGUUCGUCGACGCGUUUCGCGAAAUAAAGGAGAUGCGACAACAACUCGUCCAGCAGCUGAAGUCCAACGAAUGGGCUACCGAAUGCCUGGAAAGAGGCAUCGAGUUCCAGUUCAUACCUCGGAAAGCACCACAUUGUGGUGGGCUUUGGGAAGCUGCGGUGAAGAGCUUCAAGCACCAUCUCGUCAGGAUCUUUGGCUCAUCACCUUACCACUUUGACGAUCUUCGCACGGCCGUUGCUCAGGCGGAAAGCAUCAUGAAUUCACGACCCUUAACUCCACUUUCCAAUCAUCCUGAAGACCUCUCUGUACUCACUCCUGCACAUUUCCUGCUGGGUGAACCAGCCUUCUGGCUUCCGGAGCCAGACUACACAAGCAUUCCCAUUAAUCGCCUAUCCCACUUCCAGGCGACACAUCGAGCCAUGAACGACUUGUGGAAGCGCUGGUCCAAAGAAUACAACGGUUUGCUGCAUCAGCGUCCAACUAAGUGGAAGAAAAUCCCUACCGACGUCACGGUCGGUGCAAUGGUUUUGUUGAAGACCGACAACGUUCCACCCAAACAAUGGCCUCUCGGGCGUGUUGUUGUGGUCUACCCGAACAAGGACAACAUCGUACGGGUCGUGGACGUCCGCACUCAAUCCGGAAUUCGUCGUCGUGCAACAACGGGGCUGUGUCUGCUACCAGUUAAUGACAUCCCAAGUGAAACAGUAGCGGGAUCAAUCAAGCCAACUCAGCUGACCGAUGUACCUACCUCUUCUUCUGUUGGUUGA